Molecule: messenger RNA, 1644 nt
Organism: Serendipita indica DSM 11827
Lineage: Eukaryota; Fungi; Basidiomycota; Agaricomycetes; Sebacinales; Serendipitaceae
Source: the annotation of a GenBank genome assembly
AUGUCAAAGCUGGAUCAACUGCCACAAGAGCUGCUCCUCGAUGACUUGUUACCACUUAUUUCCGUCAAAGACUCGCUCAGUCUCUUCCAGACCAACAGAUUCUUUGCAAAGCUCGGCGAUGACGAAGUGUUCUGGAAGCGCAGGCUCAGAGAGGACUUCAACUAUUCAAACGCAUCCAAUGCAAGGUCCAGUGGAUUCAAGUUUCUCUAUAGUCGCCUCAGUGCGCACUCCAAGCUCUUCGUUUGGGGCGGGACGGGAGAAGGCAGAAUGGGAAGAAAAAUUCCAACAACAACAAGAUCUGCGAGCACAAGAGGGAAGCAGCUGUGGCCCUUGGAGCUCAAGCUGCCUGGUACUCGCGUCGUGGAGCUAGCUGCAGGAGGAUGGUCUUUCACUGCCCUCGAUUCCAAAGGAAGGAUUCACGUCUGGGGUCAGCUUGAUGGUGCCUGGGGUCUUCAACGCGAUGGAUUCACGUUCUCCAGCAAACAGGCAUCGACCCCUGCCAUUCUCAAUUUACCAAAGCCCAUUCAGACCCUCAGCUGCGGCCGCAACUUUAUGACCGCAUUAGAUCACGAUGGGGAUGUUUGGUGCUUCAACAGCUGGGGUAUCCCCUUUCAAUACCAACCCAAUGCAUUUGACCAUUCCAUACCUGACCGGAAGAUUAUUCAGGUCGAGUGUGGCUGGUCAUUUGUCUCCGCUCUGACUGAAUCUGGCACCGCAUACGUCUGGAACGUGACUUAUGGAGAGAUAAAAAGACGCUAUGAGCAGAUGGAGGAAGCGUUAGCCAACUCGCCACCCCCAGACGGACAACCAGAUUAUCGUUCUGCACCUCUGGUUGACGGGGUUAUUCAAUGUCAGGUUCAGAGGUUACAAGGUUGUGAACCUCUAGUACUCCCUGAUCUUCCGGAGCUUCCAGUACUCGACCCGGCUAUCACUCAACCUAAACUGAUCAAACUCGGUGCUGGGGACCACUUUGUCGUCGGCCUAACUGAUGCGGGUCACGUACUCAAACUGAACAUAGGCGAUAUCAACGAGCCCGAUGCAAUUUCCACCCUAACCGACUCUUUCAAGAAGGGCCUGAGGGCUUGGGAAUUUUUGCCCAAUUUCUGUCAAACGUCUUCAGUCAAGGCCUUGGACGAAUUCAAAUCUCAGGAGACAAUCCGUGUCCCAGACAGGUUGAAGAUUACUCACAUAUCGGCACACUUCCUCACAUUCGUCGCCUACUCCACAGGGCCUGAUUCCAUCGUCCUCAUGGGGCCAAAUGACGCUACUCCAGAGACCAAACCUAGCGUGAUAUCGACUUUGCAGAACAAAGGUGUUAUUUCCAUAGUUAUAGGCGACUAUCACUUUGGUGCUCUUCUCGAGAACGGCAAGCUUCUCUCCUGGGGGGCAUCCACCGCCACUGGCCUAGGAGAUCCCUAUGAGAUUGAGCCCGGCAAACCAGGAGGCUUUGCAACAUCACAGCACAGGGACAGGAGUCUCGAAGUGUAUCAAAAUCUUCCCAAUAUCGAGGUGCCGACAGAGGUCACGUUCAGUCAUGGCCUCAAGAAGAAGAGGGACCGAUUUGUAUUUGCAGCAGCUGCUGCAGGAUGGCACAUGGGAGCGUUGGUUGUGGAUCUAGACCAGAGCGAUGAAGAAGAGCAAUAA